Zonotrichia albicollis (white-throated sparrow) is the source of this 558-nucleotide messenger RNA. The record is from RefSeq and is a predicted model, not a curated record. Lineage: Eukaryota; Metazoa; Chordata; Aves; Passeriformes; Passerellidae.
UNAACUACAUAUCAACCAAGUACAACCUCUACGGGAAGGACAUGAAGGAGAGAGCCCUAAUCGAUAUGUACGUGGAAGGAAUGUUCGAUCUGAAUGAGUUACUCAUGAAAUAUGGCUACCUACCACCAGGCAAAAGGGACGAAAAUUUUGCAAAUAUGAUGGACAAGGCUGAAAACAGAUACUUCCCAGUCUUUGAGAAGGUUUUGAAAGACCAUGGAAACGACUUUCUGGUUGGCAACCAGCUGAGCAGGGCAGAUGUUCAAUUACUUGAAAUCAUUUUAAUGGCAGAGGAGUGCAAACCUGAUAUACUUGCCAAAUUUCCUCUCUUGCAGAGUUUCAAAGCAAGAAUAAGCAAUAUCCCCACAAUAAAGAAAUUCCUGCAGCCUGGCAGCCAGAGGAAACCGCUAAUAACUGAGGAAGAGUUACCAAAAGUGAUCAAAAUUUUCUACUGAGUGUAAAGCUGUAGAAACUAUUCCAUUGUGCUGCUGACAUUGGGAAAAUAAUGAAAACACUGGAAAACAAGUUUUGAUCCAACCAGCAAAGACAAUAGUUCACUAA